Penicillium griseofulvum is the source of this 900-nucleotide messenger RNA. RefSeq names its product Taurine catabolism dioxygenase TauD/TfdA. Lineage: Eukaryota; Fungi; Ascomycota; Eurotiomycetes; Eurotiales; Aspergillaceae. The record is from RefSeq and is a predicted model, not a curated record. Gene Ontology annotation, molecular function: oxidoreductase activity. The transcript is spliced from 2 exons. The coding region runs from base 1 to 900 and encodes 299 amino acids.
AUGAAUCGACUUUUCCGUGCUGUUCCUACAGUCAAAGUGACAACUGUUAGAUAUUCUACCCAUCCUAUCCGAGAUCUAAGAACAUCCAGUCUUGUACCCUUGAUCAAUGUCUCAAAACCAGCACUCUCCUCUGAUGCCUCCCACUUGAGGGCGAUACAUGAGAACCUCGAGGCUAAAGGCGUGGUUCAAGUACAACUGGGGUUUAGCGACGAAAAUAGCACAUAUCUACAAAGCCUGAUAUCCAAUCUUCACAAAAAUCACAACCACGGUCUCCCAAUAGCCCACAGCGCCGAGCGUGGAUGGUUCUGGGACGUUCGGCCCUCUCCUGAAAGCUUCCAAAGCCAUGGACACCAAGCUCGAUCGGAAACCAUGUCUCAGUUUGAAUGGCACACCGACUGUAGCUACGAGGAACAACCACCACGAUUCUUCGCUCUCCAAGUCCUUCAGCCAGAUCGUUGUGGCGGCGGGACAUUAUCCGUGUUGAACGUCGACCGACUCCUUACUUUGCUUUCCCCUUUCGCACAAAAAUGGCUCUCCAGCUGUAACUACAAAAUUACCGUCCCUCCCGAGUUUACGAAAACCGCGGGGAAACACCACAUUGUGGGGAAUCUUCUCGCGGUAAACCCCGAUGGAAAUUCCGGCAGUCAAUUGCGAUUUCGAGAAGAUAUCACGGUUCCCUUGACUCCAAAUGCUACGAAAGCACUGGAUGAACUGAAAGAGAUUCUAUGCCGGGGUGCCCGGGAAGAGACUCUCCAUCUAACACCACAAAGUCUUCCCCAGGGAUCGAUCAUCAUGAUGGACAAUCGACGAUGGUUACAUUCACGCAAUGAAGUCAAAGACCCGAACCGACAUCUUCGACGAGUCCGAUGGGAUGCAGCGCCAUUUGGAUCCAGGGGCUGA